AACAGUUACGAUAGACUACCGUCAAGUUAGAACAUACUUUGUUGAAGAAAAAAUAUUAAUAGAAAACAAAUGGAUACGACAUUUAUCCCAGCUUUUUUUCUGUCGAGCAAUGGAUCGAUGAUAACCAGCCGGUUUGUGGAAUUCGGGAAAUAUUGUACAUUUUUCGCCGAUGAGAUCAUUGAAGGACGAGAUCCUUCUGCAAAGAUACUGACUAAACUCACCAAAUUCCCUCCCCUUAGAGAUGUACCUGAAAUGAACAGAGCAUUCGAUCUAUUGAAAGACUCAGCAUUUGCAUAUCAUAUGGCGAGUGUGAGAGACUACUUUGAACUUGGAAUAAAAGUUCACCAGUCAGGUGACUAUGUCGGCCAAAAUUUCGUGCCUUGUGACGUCAGUGGAGAAAGGAAAAAAUAUGACUUGUUCUUGCCGAAGAAGACAUUAGCUGUCUGCAGAAAAACAUUUUGGGAAUUGAAACAGACGUGUUACGACCACAAAGCCGCAGUACAACGCUUACAGGGCGCUGUCAAGACCUACGAAGAUCUUAAAAGAAAGUGCAUUGAGGCCUGUAGAAAUCUACAAAGUUCGACGAACGAAUUCUACGCCUAUACUAACAACACAGAGCACCCGACAGCUUUGGGACAGGAAAGCUUACAUGUCCACCAGAAAUGCGCUCAGCUUUCAAAGGAAUAUAUAAAGUGCAAAGAAAAAACUAAAAAGGCACAAGAGAAACUUGAAUCACUUUACAAAACCGAGAAAAAGAUCAGAGAAGAAAAACUAAAUAAGUUAGAAGAGGAACUUCGCUCAGUGAUUCAAACAAAAAUGAAAGAUACACUUUCGGAAGGACUGAAAAUCUUAAGGAAAGUUGCCAAUGCUGCACGAUUCCCUAAGAAACUCACGGAGAUGUUAGAGAGCUUUGAUUGUAAUAAAGCAGCAGCCAAACUUUAUAAAGACUUAUCAGUAAAUUACAUCCACCCUGUCGUUGAUCAGUCCCGUCCGGAUAUGCUGCUUGGAAGAGCAUCGUUCACAUAUGAUGACGUUUAUGUUAUGGACAAGGAAGAGCAGAGGUUUCGGUCAGAUGGAAGCUACAUUUCUGUACUGGAGGGAGCAGUACAUGAAAGCAGACAAGAGGAGCUGUAUGUAUGGGCAAAUACAGGUUUACAUGAGACAGACGAACAAUCUCAGCUCAAAUUCAAAAUGGACACAAAAAUCAAACAGAAGUUUUGUUCAGCCGACGGAAAUCUAGCAUUCGGGUGGACCAGACAAUUUGGAAGAAUCAAACAAUAUGGAUUCUUUCCAACGCGUGCAACUCGACUUGUACGUUGAAUAAUGACAUAAACAUUUAUUUUUGUUGUUUGCUAGUUUAAAUAAAUCUUUGAAAAAUGAAAUUGGAAUGAUUUUAUAUAUAU
Messenger RNA from Mercenaria mercenaria, 1403 nucleotides. RefSeq lists its product as uncharacterized. The record is from RefSeq and is a predicted model, not a curated record. NCBI's taxonomy places the organism in Eukaryota, Metazoa, Mollusca, Bivalvia, Venerida, Veneridae. Bases 70 to 1320 code for a protein of 416 amino acids. The transcript has 10 exons.